AUGGCUUUCAAAACCAUUUCAGCGCAACUCGCAGCAAAACUGGACCAAGAACUAAUGGGGCCCGAGAUUGGGUUCACUUUGCAACAACUCAUGGAACUAGCAGGUUUGAGCGUUGCACAGGCGGUCCAGAAACAGUAUCCAAUCUCCAUAUACCAGAAACGUCAGAUUUUGGUCGUGGCAGGCCCAGGUAACAAUGGUGGUGACGGACUCGUGUGUGCACGGCAUCUUGCCCUGUUCGGGUACCAACCGGUCGUGUACUACCCGAAACGGUCCUCUAAAAUCGAAUUCUACUCCCAACUCGUGCGACAAUUGGAUUUUUUCGGCGUUCCUGUGCUUGGUUCUGACGACAAAUGGACUCAUUAUUUAACUUCUCCAGAGACCGUGUGUAUCGUCGACGCGAUCUUUGGUUUCUCUUUCAAGCCUCCAAUGCGUGAACCUUUCGGGUCUAUUGUAUCUGAACUCGUUAAAGUCCAAAACGCCGUCCCCAUUGUCUCUGUUGACAUUCCGACUGGUUGGGAUGUCGACGGGGGUCCCGUCGCAGGUACCGAUAGCCUAGCUCCAAGUGUACUUGUUUCUCUCACGGUACCCAAGCCUUGUGCCAACAAACUACAAGCGGGCAGAACUACACAUUUUGUGGGUGGACGGUUCGUUUCUGCCAGUUUUGCUAAGAAAUUCGGUUUCGAACCUUUCCCGUACCCAUUUACAGACCAAGUUUUAAAGUUAUGA
This is a messenger RNA of Lachancea mirantina, 726 nucleotides long. The record is from the annotation of a GenBank genome assembly. Lineage: Eukaryota; Fungi; Ascomycota; Saccharomycetes; Saccharomycetales; Saccharomycetaceae.